Molecule: messenger RNA, 2035 nt
Organism: Anopheles funestus (African malaria mosquito)
Lineage: Eukaryota; Metazoa; Arthropoda; Insecta; Diptera; Culicidae
Gene: Ppat-Dpck
Product: bifunctional coenzyme A synthase
Exons: 2
Coding region: 319-1884 (521 amino acids)
Biological process (GO): coenzyme A biosynthetic process
Molecular function (GO): ATP binding; dephospho-CoA kinase activity
Source: RefSeq, a predicted model, not a curated record
AAAGAAGAAGAGUUAGUUAAAAAUUCAUACACAUUUCCUAGACUAGCUGAUUAAGUAUCAAAAUGUGAUUUAUUCAUUGUGAACAAAAUAAACAACUGAACUACCAAACCAAAUUUCAAAAUUUGAGCGCCGCACCAAAUGUCUUCCACGCGAUCAGAGCCGGUAGCCUCGUUCUAGUACUACAGCUGUCAUCAUCAUCAACCACAACAAAGUAGCAAAUUCACCGAUUUUUGGCAAAUUAUUGUUAUCUUUGAGAAAAUUGAUAAGGAAACACUUCUCUUGACAUCGGAAUACGUUCAACAUAGCGAACGGGUUAAAAUGCCCUCCAGAACCGGUCUGCUGACGGCUGUUCAUUUGGCCAACAUAGCCAAAACUCUAUCCGCUACACGGCCUUACGCGUUGAACACACUUUACCUACAGUUUCAUCCGCAAGUGGCCGCCAACGUAAGUUGUCCCCUGGCGCUUGGUCGAUUCGUGGCUAGCGUGUACCAAUCGUCCGUCACCUGGCUUGGUUCCGAAGUGGAUCUUCGCAUUGUGACCGGAUCGCUGCGAUCUACUGGUGCUAGUUUUGAAUCGUUUGCAAACCGUACACGACCUGCAACGGUAGAUUAUCUGUUCUACGAUUAUGCGCUAAGUUCUUCUAGUGCCAGUUGUGAAAAACGUCUCGUCGAGCGGUAUCCUGGCGUAAAGGUGGUGGAACUGGAUACGCUUGGUUUGGAUGACUUUAAACUUCCAGCUGACCUUGAUAACUCUUUGAAAACGUAUCGCAAUGUGGUGUUGGGCGGUACGUUUGAUCGGAUUCACGCCGGUCAUAAGGUGCUGCUCACGCAAGCGGUUCUGCUCGCGACGGAACGAGUCGUCGUGGGAGUUACAGACGGUGCUAUGAUAAAGAGCAAAAAGCUGCAUGAACUCAUAAUGCCAGCAACACAAAGGAUAAAGCACGUAACAGAGUUUUUGGAAGACAUUGAUCCAUUCCUAAGCUAUGAAGUUGUUCCCAUACUGGAUCCUUUUGGUCCUACCGCAACCGAUCCAAAUAUGGAUCUUAUUGUGGUUAGCACCGAAACGGCUCGAGGUGGCGCAAAAGUGAACGAACUACGCAAAAGCAACGCAUUAAAUCAGCUGGAAGUGUACACGAUCGAGCUGCUUGACGACGAAAGUACGAUCGAAGACAAAGAGGACAAAAUCAGUUCCAGCAACCAGCGGAUGGACCUGCUUGGAACGCGAUUACGACCACGAAAGCCUGCACCGGCCCACAUCCCUGCGAAACCUUACAUCAUCGGUAUGAUUGGCGGAAUCGCUGCUGGGAAAAGCAAAAUGCUUGAACGAUUCCAGGACUUUGGUGCAGGCAUCAUAGACUGUGAUAAGAUUGGCCAUCAGCUUUACGAACCGGGCGAAGAAUGCUAUCAACAGGUGGUGACCACAUUUGGACAAGAGAUUGUUCAUCCGGAUGGUACAAUCAAUCGCAAAGCGCUUGGUGCAAUUGUGUUUGCCGAUCAGAGCAAAUUGGACCAAUUGAAUGAGAUUAUGUGGAAGGCGAUUGCUAAGAGAGCGAACGAGCAAAUCCGUACACUUCACGAGCAGCAUGGCAAGGACGUGAUUGUGAUGGAAGCAGCAGUAAUGCUUCGUGCCGGAUGGCAGAAUAACUGCCAUGAGGUAUGGUCAUGCAUCGUUCCACGAGAGGAAGCCAUUCGAAGGUUGAUGGAACGGAAUCAGCUCGAGGAACAGGAUGCAAUACGACGCGUAGACAUGCAGCCAACAACUAAUGAAGAGAUGGUGCAACAUUCGGACAUUGUUUUCUGUACCUUGUGGAGUUACGAGUAUUCGCAACAACAAGCGGAGAAAGCGUGGACCAUUGUGCAACAGGAAUUGAAACUGAAGCUUUGAAUGCGCACGAAAUGAUAUUGAUGUAAGUUAUAAACCGACAGAACACAUUAGCGCUUUAAACUUUAUGGGAUAUCGGUAAUAAUUAUGUUUUACUUGUACAUGGGGGUUAAAGAUAGGUUGAAAAUAAAUGCAAUUUCAGUGAAUUCCACUA